Molecule: messenger RNA, 1774 nt
Organism: Ciona intestinalis (vase tunicate)
Lineage: Eukaryota; Metazoa; Chordata; Ascidiacea; Phlebobranchia; Cionidae
Source: RefSeq, a predicted model, not a curated record
AGUUAUUAGUUAGGUAGAACACAGGUGCUGCUAUGUACAUAAUAUGCUGGAGUCUCAAUCAAUUUAUAAAUACCUGUAUUGUACAUUGUGCAUCAGUUGUUUUGUGACCGGAAUUAUUACUGAAGAAAUAAGAAACCUCACAUGUGGCGACUCCCCACAAUCCUUAUCCAUAUAUUUUAAACAUCACAGCAAGAAAGUGAGAUGCCCAGCUGAAUGUAACCUUGAUAAAUGUAGGGUGACAGGAACCCACACAUACACUUCGUAUUCAAGUAUAUGUUGUGCUGGUAUCCACGAUGGAAUAAUUUACUCAGAUGAAGGGGGUUUAUUGAACGUUCAUAUCAAUCCCUCCGGUGGCAGGAAUUAUGCAGGAACAACAAGUAACGGGGUGAAGUCGCAUUCCAAAAUAUCUUGGUUUUCUGAGUUUACUCUGACAGCUGAAAAAAAUAGUUUGGUUCAAAAUUUGAUUGAACUGAAGACAACAACAGCAGCAAAAACAAGCACAACAACAACAGCAGUUCCUACAACAACAACUACAACACCAACAACAACGACAACAACAACAGUUCCAACUACAACCACUACAACAGUACCUACAAUAACAACUACAGUGACAAAAACUACAAAAUACACAACAACAACAAUUGUACCUACAGCAACAACACUAGACACAAGAAAUAGACCAACUACAAAAGCACUACCCAAAACAUUAUCUACAACUACCCCACACACCACUACCACAACACCUGCGUUGAUAAACAGCAUCAUUUUAAACCCACUUAGACAGAACAACACAGAGUUAUUACAGAAGAUUAAUAAGCCUGUAAAAGACGACACUGUAAAUUUUAAAACUGAUACCACUGAGAUAAAUGAAAGUUUUGUAGCAGGAAUAUCAUUUCAUCAAAAGUUAAUACUUUGUAUCUCUGCUGUGUUUGUUUUUGCUGCAGUUGUUUUGCUUGUGUUAAUAAAAAGAAGGCACAGAAUAAGGCGGCGCAUGCAACCAGAGCCUUGUGUUUGUUAUGUUAGUAUAGACACUUCCAAGCAAGGUUUAUUAAAUGAUCCCGAAACUUGUGAUCGUGAUUGUGUAGUUCGUGAAAAACUUUGUCACGAUUGUGAUGCUGAAUGUAAUGCUUCAGCUUACAGCUUUUAAAAGUUCCCGUUUUUUUUUCAAGAUGUUCCCUUUGUAUUUGUGUGUAAGCUUGUGUGUCAGUUGCUAUAAUGGUGAUGCUUGGAACAUCUGUAUUACUUAAGAAUGAAUCUUUUUACUUUUUGUGUGUUAACAAUUAUAAUACUUUUUCAAUUUUUUUGAAACUGAUUGUUUAACAGACAAAUUGUAAAAUGUAAUUUCUUAAUUUAUGACAACAUAAUGAAGUUAUGAUGUCACAGAUGUAUUAAUUACAUCACUGCAGAUAAGUUAGGCAAACCUUUAGAUAAAUGCACCCUAAAUUUUUAGUCAAAUUUGAACUUUUUAUGCAAAAAAUGUCAAAAUAUUAUGUUUUCUACCUGUUGCCUCGUAGAUAGAUAUUGGAUACCUACCAAAGUUCCUACUUUUAUUUAAAUUUGUUUUGAAAACCCGAAAUGUAAAUAUUCAAUCCGCCUUCUUCUUGAUGCAUUUACUCCAUUUUACAAAAACUUGUAACAUUUACUCUCCCUUGAAACGAUACACUGUGUAAAAAAAACUACCAUGUUGCAAAAAAAUGGCUAAAAACACAAUCUAUCUAACACUAAACUCAACUUUUGUAUAAUUUCCAACUAAAUAAAGACCAAUUUUAAAUUU